Messenger RNA from Neltuma alba, 1232 nucleotides. RefSeq lists its product as uncharacterized. NCBI's taxonomy places the organism in Eukaryota, Viridiplantae, Streptophyta, Magnoliopsida, Fabales, Fabaceae. The transcript has 6 exons. The record is from RefSeq and is a predicted model, not a curated record. Bases 79 to 1221 code for a protein of 380 amino acids.
AUAUCAGAAAAUGUUCAGAUAUCUACUUCAUUAGCUCAUUCAGAACCGGAAAGCUCAACCAAGAGUAUCAAUCAAAUAAUGCCUGGUUCAGAGAUACCUGCAGUAAUGCCAACUUCAUCUUUACCUCCUCAAUCAGUUAGCAAGCCGUUGACAAGUAAUCCUAUAGAUAUAUCUCUACCUAAAACGCCUCAUGAUGAAACUAUUAUUAGAGAUCUAGAAGUUCAGAGUGCUCAAAAGGAAACUGUAUCAAGGGAAAAUGAUGUUAAAGGAAGCAUUGAAGGUUCUCCAUCAUCUCGGAAUGCUGAGAUAACUACCCCUUCAACUCAUUCAAAAUUAGCAGGCUCGCUGCCUGACAUCUUAGUUACUUCUUCGGCAAACACGCUUCCACAUAUUCAUGGUCAAAUCAAGUUCAACACAAGGAAAUCAGAUGUUGAAGAGGAUGGGAAGGUGAUUCCUGUGACAAAUCUUAAAGACUUGGAAGAUGAUGAUCUCAUCAACAUGCUUCAAUCCAUGGAGGAUGAUUAUAGUGGUAAAACACCAACAUCAUCAUCUGUUCCUACUGCUGCUGCUGCUGCUGCUAAAGAUGAGCUUGUUGCAAAGGCCCUUAGUGACUUGGAAGACUACUUGAAGAUGCCUCUUAAGGACAUAGCAACAUCAGAGGACUAUAUUCUUCGCCUUCAAACAGCUCUCAACUUCUUGUCUCGCCUUUCCUUGGAAGAUGAAGCUCUAUCCCAUGAAGUUAUGGCUAUAAUAAAGUCUAUGCACAAAGAGUUGCCUAACAUUCUGUCAUCUUUCAAGCAAGCAUUUGCUACUGUUAAUAAAUUUGCAGAGCUUGAAGAAAGAGAUAAGAGGAUCAAGGAGGAGCUAACUCAACGAAAGGAGGUUGCCACUGCUCUUGUUUCCAAAAUGUCCGAGACCCAGAAGUUUAUGGAUGAAGCUGAAGAGAACGAAGCUAGGCUGAAGGAGCAGAUCUCUAGGUUGGAGAAAGUGAAAAAGGAUUGUGAGGCUGAAUUAUUUUCUCUGCAAGAGCAGAAGAGGAAACAUAUUGUAGAAACAGUAGAGUUCAAGAAAGAGUUCGAGACUGUGAGGAAAGAGAAGUCCGAGAUGGCAGAAGAUGAAAGAAAGUCCCGGCAACAACUGUUUCAGGUUGAUCAUAAAUUGCUAAUAGAAAUCUCUAAUAAUGCUUCCUUUGCUUAUUUUGAAAGACCAAAUAAAGUUUGAGAGGUUUUUAA